Molecule: messenger RNA, 5250 nt
Organism: Xyrauchen texanus (razorback sucker)
Lineage: Eukaryota; Metazoa; Chordata; Actinopteri; Cypriniformes; Catostomidae
Product: FERM, ARHGEF and pleckstrin domain-containing protein 1-like
Exons: 27
Coding region: 175-3261 (1028 amino acids)
Cellular component (GO): cytoskeleton
Molecular function (GO): cytoskeletal protein binding; guanyl-nucleotide exchange factor activity
Source: RefSeq, a predicted model, not a curated record
CCGGGAAGGCGGCUAGUUGCAGUGCUUCCCGCGAAUAGACAGCGAAAUAUCGAUUAACCGCGAGUUCAGCGCAUGCAUAGUGACUCAUUCUUACAGAAAACGAGUUUUUAAACAUACUUACGGACAUAUACACGUGGAAUAUUUAUUCAGGAUAAAAGGUGGGUUUGCAGAAGUAUGGUGGAGCCAGAGGAGCGGCCCUCGGUGGCAGGCCAGCGACUCGGGGCCCCUGAGAGCAUGGGCAUCAGCACACUGGAGCCCGGCCAGCGGCCCCCCAGCAUGCCCCCUGGCAGGCAGAUCUCAAUUCACGUCCAAAUGCUUGAUGACACUCAGGAAGUCUUUGAAGUCUCGCAACGUGCUCCUGGUAAGGCUCUGUAUGACCUUGUAUGCGCUCACCUGAAUCUCAUCGAGGGUGAUUACUUCGGCUUAGAGUUCCAAGACAACCACAAAAUGACUGUCUGGUUGGAUCUGCUGAAGCCCAUUAUAAAGCAAAUCAGACGGCCCAAGAAUACAAUCUUACGAUUUGUGGUGAAGUUUUUCCUUCCUGAUCACAGUCAGCUUUUAGAGGAGCUGACCAGGUACCUGUUUGCCUUGCAGAUAAAACAGGACCUCGCUUGUGGGCGCUUGACUUGCAAUGACAGUAGCGCUGCUCUGCUAGUGUCACAUAUAGUGCAGUCUGAGAUUGGAGAUUUUGAAGAGGUGCAGUGCAAACAACAUCUACUCAACAACAAAUACAUUCCUGAUCAGGACACACUGAUGGACAAGAUCAUGGAAUAUCAUCGCAAACAUGGGGGUCAAACACCCGCUGAAUCGGACUACCAGCUCUUGGAGAUAGCCCGACGAUUGGAAAUGUAUGGAGUGCGUCUUCACCCCGCUAAAGAUCGAGAGGGAACUAAACUCAGCCUUGCUGUGGCCCAUUCUGGUGUGCUGGUCUUUCAGGGACACACCAGAAUAAAUGCUUUUAAUUGGUCUAAAGUCCGCAAGCUGAGUUUCAAGAGGAAACGCUUUCUCAUAAAACUACGACCUGACUUAAACCAGAGUAACUGUCAGGACACUCUCGAGUUCAUGAUGGGCAGCAGGAACUGCUGUAAGGUCUUCUGGAAGAUCUGCGUGGAGUAUCAUGCCUUUUUCCGCCUCUUCGAAGAACCCAAACCCAAACCUAAACAGGUGCUCUUAACCAGGGGUUCUUCCUUCAGAUUUAGUGGCCGCACACAAAGACAGGUUAUUGAUUAUGUAAAGGACUCUGAAUUCAAAAAGGUUCCAUUUGAAAGAAAACACAGUAAAAUCCAGUCCAUCAGCGGUCUUUCUCCAUUCCCAAACAAGCAUUGUGCUGAGGGUCAAGGAGAGAGGAAUACCAUUGCUUCAGGACACCAGAUGGACUCGCCUCUUGGGCGCACCCAAGUGACUGUUGAAAACUCAUCUCACCAGCGUUAUACUGGGAGCCUAACCUCACACACCAACAGAUGCCGAAACGGGACCCAGGAUGAGGGUGAUGCUCGAACAAAGUCAUCGCCAUCCAAGCAGCAGGCCGAGCAUCUGAGCACAGGUCCAGAUACCAGCAGCCCUCAACAUGGUGAGUCUCCGCCUGUUGCCACUGUGAUGGUAAAUGGGCAGAAGCAGACUCUCAGCCUCAGCCAAAGUCCAGAUGGUCGACAACCGUCUCCACUCACAAGCCCCUUACUGACCGACACCAGCUUCGUCCGCACAGACGACGAGGAUGAGGUUCGGAGAAAGCGGUUCCCGACUGACAAAGCUUACUUCAUCGCCAAAGAGCUCUUGACUACAGAGAGGACGUAUUUGAAAGAUCUGGAGGUCAUCACUGUGUGCUUUCAGAAGUAUGUGGGGAAAGAUGAAGUCAUGCCAGAUUCAUUGAGCAAUCUCAUAUUUGCCAAUUUUGAACCAGUGUACAAAUUCCAUGAGAGUUUUCUGAAGGAUGUGGAGCAGCGAUUGGCUCAAUGGGAAGGCCGAUCAAAUGCUCACAUCAAAGGAGACUAUCAGCGUGUUGGAGACAUCAUGCUGAAGAACAUCCAGGGUUUGAAGUUGCUAACUGCACAUCUUCAGAAGCAUUCUGAGGCGUUGCUGGAGCUCGAGAAAACAUGUCGCUCUUCCAGGAAGCUUGAAGGACUCUGUCGGGACUUUGAGCUGCAGAAGGUCUGUUAUCUGCCACUCAACAUCUUUUUCCUGCGGCCGCUACAUCGGCUUCUGCACUACAAACAGAUCCUGGAGCGACUGUGCAAACAUUACUCACCGACACAUGAUGACUUCAGAGAUUCGCGAGCGGCACUUGCUGAUAUUUCUGAAAUGGUCGUGCAGCUACAAGGCACCCUCAUUAAGAUGGAGAACUUCCAGAAACUUCUUGAACUUAAGAAAGAUCUAAUUGGCAUUGACAAUCUUGCUGUUCCAGGAAGGGAGUUUAUUAGGCUCGGUUGUCUCAGUAAGCUGUCUGGAAAAGGUCUACAGCAGAGAAUGUUUUUUCUGUUUAAUGACGUGUUGAUGUACACAAGUCGAGGUAUGAUGCCAUCCAAUCAGUUCAAAGUGCACGGCCAACUUUCUCUCUAUGGAAUGACGAUUCAUGAGAGUGAAGAUGAGUGGGGCGUCCCUCAUUCAUUCACUCUGAUUGGACUGCGCCAGUCUGUUGUCGUGGCCGCCAGUUCAGCAUCUGAGAUGGAGAAAUGGUUGGAGGAUAUCAAGAUGGCGAUUGAACUGGCAGACAAGUGCAACGAUCCCUCAUCUGAAAUCCUGUCCAGUAGUUUCACUGACAGCAAAUGCCCUGAUGAGUCUAGCGCAGACCAGGAAUCAGAAGAUGAUUUGAGCGCCUCACAGACCUCGCUCGAGCGACAGGCACCUCACCGUGGAAAUACCACUGUUCAUGUGUGCUGGCAUCGCAACACCAGCGUAUCAAUGGUGGAUUUUAGCGUAGCUUUAGAGAAUCAGUUGUCUGGGAAUCUGCUAAGAAAGUUUAAAAACAGCAAUGGCUGGCAGAAGUUAUGGGUUGUCUUCACCAACUUCAGUUUGUUCUUCUACAAAACACAUCAGGAUGAAUAUCCUCUUGCCAGUCUUCCGUUGUUGGGCUACUCCAUUACUAUUCCUUCAGAGUCGGAGAACAUUCAUAAAGACUAUGUCUUCAAGCUCCAUUUCAAGUCCCAUGUGUACUAUUUCAGAUCCGAGAGCGAAUACACGUUUGAGAGGUGGAUGGAGGUGAUUCGCAGUGCGACCUGUUCUUCUAGUCACAUCCGCUCUUUUAGCCGAAAAGAUGUCUACUGACCAAAGAGAGACCUUUCAAUACCUGCCUUCACCAACAAGCACUGCCCCAAACACCCACAUAUUGGGCAUUUACACCAGGUUCUAAAUCAGGUUCUAAGGAGUAUCUUAUUGCAGCGUUUUAUUUUUUGAGCGGGAAAUGUCUUGAGUGCUAUAUCGUUUGUUCACUUUAUUGAAAUAAGCAAGUCAGAAUACUUUGGGUUUGUUUGUAAAGUAUUGUAAUUAGAAGACAAUGUCAAAGUCAGCGUUGAAACAAGAGUCCAGAAUUUACGAACUUAAGUAGAUGUAUUAUUGUAACUGUCGAAAGAUGGACGCAUAAAUGCUAAUCAGGACAAAGUGAAAAACUUCCAGUUUUCGCACUUGUUUAAAAUGUACAGAAGACAUGAUAUACAUAAAGCUAGCUUUUACGCAAUGGGCCUCGUUCAUAAAACAUGAGUAGAAUGAAAUUCUGUGUAAAUCAUUGUGUAAACAGUGCAAUUUUCGUAAAGAUGGCUUUAUGAAUGGUUAUUGAAUUGACUGUGACCAUUGAUUUUAAAAUGGUUUUACUAAUGGAGUUUGUGAAUUGAAUGUGAACAUUUAUGCAAGAACGUUUUUGUUGAAUUGUGUGCAAUAAUUUAGGUAAGAAUUGUUUCAUGAAGGGUUUUAUUGAAUUGAAAGUGACAACUUAUUUAAGAAUGAUUUUACAAAAAUUUUAAAGAUUUUAAUGUGACGAUUUACGCAAGAAUGGACGUACGAAUUGAAUUAUUGAAUUGAAUGCGACAAUUUAUGUAAGAAUGUUACUGAAUGUGUCAUUUUAUGGUAUAAAUAAUGUUUUUACAUUUUACACAUCAUUUUUUUCUGCUCGUUUCAUGAAUGAGGCCAAUUGAUUUUAAAAACUGGAUUGACUGAAUUUUGUUUUUGAAAUUUCCAGAAGAUUUUUAAAUGUAGUAACACCACAGUUUUUUUUACUCCAGGUUUAAUGUUAAAAAGAGUUGAUGCCUUCUGUCUGUAUAUGGAUGAAUCUCUUGAAAACUGUCAAGAACAUGUCCGGGUCAUAUUUCACCCUGAAAUCGGAAGAAAAACAAAAAUAGUUUCCUUUUAAGACCAUUCAUAUAUUUUACAUUGUGAAAAUAGAUAAUUGAUAAUAAUGCAAGUAAUAACAUUCUCAUAACUAAAAAAUAAAUAAAUUGUAAAAUACGUUUGUAAAGUUCAAUUGUAAUAUACUUCAUGAUAGUAGUUGAUGUUGUGCAUUUAUUUUAUGCUUUAAAAAAUAUAUCAUCUGGACAUUAUUAUUUCUAUAUAUUUUUUGCAACACAGGCAAAUCUUUUUCAGUAAAAUAUACUUCAUUUUCUUUGAUUCUAGGGUGAAAUAUGACCCAGACAUCAAUACAUUUAGAUCACACCAAUAGAUCAAUGUCUAUGCACAACCUGGGUUUGUAAUAUUUUAGUAUAAACCAUCUCUGCUGGCCUGAGACUUUGACAGAGGCUGCCUUCCUGUCAUUUGUACCACACUCUGAAUCGCUUUCUUUUGUAGGAUGCCAUUUUUAUAACAUUUUUGAUACUAACUAUGAACCACUCCACACAAGUUUUGUGCACUAUGGGGGAAUUGUACAGAAGUCCUCGAGCAUUCAUUCUGUCAUUGCAACUCCAGAAAAAACAAACAUUUUGCUGCCUUUUAUCUAACUGCUUGAGUGCCAAACUCUUUCAUAAUUCUGUAAUUCUCUUUAAUCUUCUUUAUAUAAUUGUUUAUGUUGUUGAUGUUUUGGACUCUGUUGAUCUUUUCAUCAUAUGAUCAAGCAUAUGAAAAAAACAUGGAUAUGUUGGCAGAAAUGUAUGUUAGAUGGUGAGUGACUAUGUUCAGAAAAAAUAAAUCCAUAUGUAUGAGAUGCAGUGCACUUACUGAAAUCUAAAGCCAUGAAACAAACUGAGUUUGUAUUAUUCUAUUGUAAAAUUCAAUACUUGUGUUCAACACUGACUCGCAUAUAUUCAGUACAGAUAUCCAAAUAUGGAGUGU